Molecule: messenger RNA, 875 nt
Organism: Temnothorax curvispinosus
Lineage: Eukaryota; Metazoa; Arthropoda; Insecta; Hymenoptera; Formicidae
Product: rhodanese domain-containing protein CG4456-like
Exons: 5
Coding region: 359-715 (118 amino acids)
Cellular component (GO): mitochondrion
Molecular function (GO): thiosulfate-cyanide sulfurtransferase activity
Source: RefSeq, a predicted model, not a curated record
GGCAACCGGCUUAAUUCUUUUGGAGUUUCGGCUUUAACCUUGAACUGGCUUUAACAAAUACAACGCGGGUUGUUUCUAGUGUCGAGACCUGUCAACUUAUUUUUGUCGCUUUAUUCGGCUUAUUAUUAUUAUUAACGAUGUAGAGAUAUUUUCUCGCCGACUGUAUCAAGCGUCGACGUCGUACGCAUUGUCGAGUCGUUCUCGCGGAAACCCAUACGUCUCGCCGUUGUCACCGAGGUCUCAACGAUUUUUUGAAAUUACGCUUAACCGUCCGAGUGCCGGCAAUCUGAUACGGACUUUAUAUUCUUCGAAUAUAUUUUGUCGAGAAAAGGACAGUGCAGCCUUGUGCGAAAACGGAAUGGCGCUCGAAGUCAAUUAUGAACAGUUAUUGGAAGAACAAAAGGAGCCUAACACCCUGAUUGUUGACAUUAGAGAGCCUUCUGAGAUAAGCGAGACUGGCGCAUUACCAGGAAGCAUCCAUAUACCAAUGGGUGACGUUAGGAAUGUAUUCGAAAAUUUUUCAGAGGAAGAGUUUCAGGAAAAAUAUGGCAAGCCUAAGCCAACUACAGACACAAAAAUCAUAUUUAGCUGCCGGUCUGGCAAAAGAAGCAUGUCUAUGCAACAAACCAUGCAGAAAUUAGGAUACACACAGGCACAUCACUACCCUGGAGGCUGGUUGGAGUGGGAAGAAAAAAGUGCAGGAAGAAGAAAGUGAACAGAGUAACAGUGAAGCAAAAAAGUAGUUGAACAUAAAAAAGAAACUACCAUUACAAUGUUAUUAAUAGAAUGAUUUCACCGUGGCACUGAUUUUUAAUAACGAUAUUAAGAUGUUCUAUUAUGCAAAUAAUAAAAGCUAAAGUUUUAUUUUGAUGUAA